Vigna angularis (adzuki bean) is the source of this 543-nucleotide messenger RNA. Its product is annotated as cytochrome P450 84A4-like. The transcript is spliced from 3 exons. The coding region runs from base 1 to 543 and encodes 180 amino acids. Gene Ontology annotation, molecular function: oxidoreductase activity, acting on paired donors, with incorporation or reduction of molecular oxygen; heme binding; monooxygenase activity. Lineage: Eukaryota; Viridiplantae; Streptophyta; Magnoliopsida; Fabales; Fabaceae. The record is from RefSeq and is a predicted model, not a curated record.
AUGGUUGCUACUGUGGUUCAGGAAUUCAACCAACGAAGCAUCUCCUUUGCCUCCAGGUCCUACAGGUCUUCCAUUUCUUGGCUACCUUCCCUUUCUAGGAACCCAUCCCCACCUCAAAUUUCACAAGCUGUGGUGGUGGUUAGUUCACCCUCUCUGGUGAAAGAGAUAGUGCGUGACCAAGACACCAUAUUUGCCAACCCGGAGCCUCUCAUUGCUGCAUUGGUUGCCUUGUACGGUGGCACUGACAUAGCCUCUUUGCCUCACGGUCCACAGUGGAGGAAGGCUCGCAAGAUAUUGGUUAAGAAAUCCAUCAGGGAUGUCUACCAAAAGAAAAUAGGCUGCUCCAUAAACGUUGGUGACUUGGCUUUUCUAACAGCUACAAAUGCAAUAAUGAGUAUGAUUUGGGGCGAGACGUUGGAAGGAGAAGAAGGAGCUGCUAUUGGGGUUGAGUUUAGAACCGUUGUUAUGGUGUUACUAGGGAAGCCAAAUGUUUCGGAUCUUUUCCCCGCUCUGGCCAUGUUAGAUUUACAUGGAAUUCUUUGA